GAAUCUGAGCACGCUGAUGAACGAAGAGCUGAUGCUGAAUGACCAGUCCUACAAAGACGUGACCGGAAGUGGCGGCGGCUACAGCACCGGACGUGACGUCACCAUCGACGACGAGGACUUCGACGACGAGGACAUAUCAUCAGCAGACGGGAGCGGUUCCGGCAGCACGACACCUGUACACACUCCGGAGCCAGGUAGGUCGUGCUGACAUUGUACCUAACACAAACAGCGUUGUUUAAAGUUGUUUUGAAGCAAAAUGAAUCUAAACACGUGAAUGGGGGAGGCCCCGGAGCUAACUGUUCAUUAAUUCCGGCAUGUGAGGGGGUUGGUGUUUGAUUUUCUCAUUUUCCCCUUUUCCCAUAUUCUUAUUUUCCCAUUGUCUCAUUUUCCCAUUUCCUCAUCUUCCCAUUGUCUCAUUUUCCCAUUUUCUCAUCUUCCCAUUUUCUUAUUUUCCCAUUGUCUCAUUUUCCCAUUUUCUCAUCUUCCCAUUUUCUUAUUUUCCCAUUGUCUCAUUUUUCCAAUUUUCUCAUCUUCCCAUUUUCUUAUUAUCCCAUUGUCUCAUUUUCCCAUUUUCCAAUUUUCUCAUCUUCCCAUUUUCUUAUUUUCCCAUUGUCUCAUUUUCCCAUUUUCUCAUUUUCCCAUUUUCCCAUUGUCUCAUUUUCCCAUUGUCUCAUUUUCCCAUCUUCGUGCAAGCAACAUCGUAGAUAAGAUUAUAUGGGGGAGGGGGUAUAACCAUUAUUUGAAUGGACGCUGGCAGUUCACUUGUCAUAAGUUGGCAGUCCACGUGUCACAAGCUGGCAGACCACAUAUAACACGAUUUCGGACCACAUGUCACAAAAUGGCAGACCACUGGUCACAAGUUGGCAGACCCCAGGUCUCAAAUUGGCAGACCACGUGUCACAAAAUGGCAGUCCACGUGUCACAAAUUGGCAGACCACAUGUCACAAAUUGGCAGACCACAUGUCACAAGCAUGUUAACCAAAAACUCAUUGUGGGUCAUUCUUCAAAGUUCAUUUCAUCUUGAAAAUGUCUCAUUGGCGCUUUAAAUAACAUGUUUAAUGUUUAGGAUUGAACGGAAAUCUAAGUGUGUGCGUGUGUGUGUGUGGCGGAGUUGUGAAAGGGGGACUCCACAAAUAAUAACAGUAAUUACAGCUUUCCUCCGACUAUGGGAGUUAAAGGUCAUCAGGAAAUCAAAGUCUUUCAUCUUUAGUCAGACCCGCUAUCGAUCAGGGCUAGGCGGUCCUUGCUGACAUUGAUCUGUUGGCCGUAUCAAUGAAAUCAAUCAACUACGAUUAAAUGUCAUCAUUGUUGAUAAACGUUUGUUUCAUGGGCGGAGUCUUGCUACAUGAAACGUGUCGCCAGGGGCCGCCCGUGAACGACGGAGUGUGGUUUCCAAAUUUGCAAGACGUACUACAAGAAGAGAACCUCAUAGAAAUAACACAACCCAGUCCCACGACCCAACAACCCAGUCCCAACAACCAAGACCCAACAACCCAGUCCCAACAACCCAGUCCCAACAACCAAGACCCAACAACCCAGUCCCAACAACCAAGACCCAACAACCCAGUCCCAACAACCAAGACCCAACAACCAGUCCCAACAACAAACACCCAACAACCCAGUCCCAACAACCCAGUCCCAACAACCGAGGCCCAACAACAAACACCCAACAACCCAGUCCCAACAACCGAGGCCCAACAACCCAGGCCCAACAACCAAGACCCAACAACCCAGUCCCAACAACAAACACCCAACAACCCAGUCCCAACAACCCAGCCCCAACAACCAAGACCCAACAACCCAGUCCUAACAACCAAGACCCAACACCCAAGACCCAACAACCAGCCCCAACCACCAAGACCCAACAACCCAGUCCCAACCACCAAGACCCAACAACCCAGUCCCAACAACCAAGACCCAACAACCCAGUCCCAACAACCAACAACCCAGUCCCAACAACCAAGACCCAACAACCCAGUCCCAACAACCAAGACCCAACAACCAGUCCCAACAACAAACACCCAACAACCUAGUCCCAACAACCAAGACCCAACAACCAGUCCCAACAACAAACACCCAACAACCCAGUCCCAACAACCGAGGCCCAACAACCCAGGCCCAACAACCCAGAAUCCUAUGAAUAGGCCAACCACUCAGAGUUCUGGCCAUAACGUGGUAUUCCUGUGAAUAGGCCAACGACUCAGAGUUCUGACCACAACGGUCACCUGUGACACUACGAUCGGUUUUCUGGUCAACCUCCAACUUCCAAAGGGAACUAAUGGCUGCCAAGGAAAGAAAGAGGGUACUGUUAGGGGGCGGCACCCACAGGAAAUGAGUUGAAACGCGAUGGCCUCAUGGGAACGUUGUAUUUCAUUGGGCAACGCUGUUGGAUCUAUUUCCAUAAUGGCGCCAUGGGUAGUUUUUUUGUUUUAUUUUAUAGAAUUGUUUCAACUUUUUAGUGUUGUGAUUGAGUUGAGAUCCGAGCUCAUCUACCGUCGUCAUCAGUUUCGGUGAUUGCUUUUCGUUAAAAGCUUUUCGGGGGGGGGGAUAAUAAACAUUACAACCUAUUGCAAGACAAACGAGACACUUACUAAAUGAGACACUUACUAAAUGAGACACUUAAAAAUGAGACCUUGACUUAAUGAGACACUUAAAAAAUGAGACCUUGACUUAAUGAGACACUAAAAAAUGAGACCUUGACUUAAUGAGACACUUAAAAAUGAGACCUUGACUUAAUGAGACACUUAAAAAAUGGGACCUUGACUUAAUGNGUCCUAAAUCAAUAUGUAGGAUGUUUGUAACUUUCAUGGAAUUUGUGUGUGUGUGUGGGGGGGAGCAGUGUUGACUCCAAACGGGUUGUCUAUAGUCCAAGAGAGAGUGGACAGAGGCAGUUCCCCAAGGUCUUGGACACGGACCUUUCCGUCCACUGUCGUUAUAAAAGGAAUGAGUACGGAUUAUGAAGUGAUCUGUUUGUAAAGAUAUAUGAAAUGAUCUGUUUAUAAGGAUAUAUUUUAUGAGUGAUAUUUUAAUUAAUAUAUAUGAAGUGAUCUUUUAAUAAAGAUAAACGAAGUAUUUAUUUUAGUUUUUUUACAUAUUGGGUAACCCACAUAUCAAUCAACCCAAGUAUCAAUCAACCCACAUAUCAAUCAACCACGUAUCAAUCAACCCACAUAUCAGUCAACCCACGUAUCAGUCAACCCACGUAUCAAUCAACCCAUGUAUCAAUCAACCCAUGUAUCAAUCAACCCACGUAUCAAUUAACCCACGUAUCAAUCAACCCACGUAUCUAUCAACCCACGUAUCAAUCAACCCACGUAUCAAUCAACCCACGUAUCAAUCAACCCACGUAUCAAUCAACCCACGUAUCAAUAAACCCACGUAUCAAUCAACCCACGUAUCAAUCAACCCACGUAUCAAUCAACCCACGUAUCAAUCAACCCACGUAUCAAUCAACCCACGUAUCAAUCAACCCACGUACCAAUCAACCCACGUACCAAUCAACCCACGUACCAAUCAACCCACGUAUCAAUCAACCCACGUAUCAAUCAACCCACGUAUCAAUCAACCCACGUAUCAAUGAACCCAUGUAGUAGCCUGUAUGGAGAAAGAAAAGUCACAGGACCAUAAAUUGUUUUUUGUAACAAUUAAUUAAUCAUUUUCAAUUCCUUUCACAUUUUGUAUUUGAUCCUAUUCAUCCUAAUUAAUUUUUUUUGUAUUCGUCUUCUUGGAGAUGAAUCUUUAAAACACCUAACUGUGUUUUCUCACAAUUUCUCCUCUCUCCCUGCAGUGAUCACCACCACGACCAGAGCCCCAAGUAUUGUGACACCCAAAUCGGGACCUAAAGAUUCAGCUGGACACAUGACGGCGUCCUUCACCAUGCUGCUCUUAUGUGCCGCGGUGUGGUGUCGACUCUGCAAGGCCUUAUAACAUCAAGCAAUGUGAUUCAGAUGGAUGCGUGUUUGCAGAGAGGGGAAAAAAUGGACGGUGUGAGAAUCCUUGAGCGAGGCUAAUAAAAGUAUUUUAUUUUGAUCUAUUGUAAAUUGUACUGUAAAUGAUACGUUUUAAAUGAAGCUGUGCAAAAGUAAGUGUAUUGUGAAUAUUUAAGAGCAUUCAAUGUGGAUGGUUCGUGGGAAGUGAGCUCUCCUGGCUGAAAAGGGUUGCAAAGUGUACGUACAAUUGUAUUGAGUGUAAAUAAAUUGACAUAUGGCAUUUAUUAGUACUUGCAAUUUUCAGUUUUCAUUGAAUUUCUGGGAUAAAUGGACCACAGGGUAACACCACACUUAGAGCUAGUGAAAAGGAACACAGGCUCUUAUAAUGAAAUAUUAGAACAGAAAAUAAUCUGAAAAUUAUUAUGAUGAGAACCACUGAUAAAUUAUAAAAAAAGUUGAACAAUUUGUUGGAGAUGUAUAAGACUUGCUGUUUGGUCCCACAUCUGAUAUUUUAUUUUAUUUGUUCAUCGCUGUAGUUGAAUAUCAGAUAACCCUAAGGUAUUAUUUGGACAAUGAUAACUUUAAGACACACUUAGUCCACCUCUACAAGACACACUUAAUCCAUAACUACAAGACACACUUAAUCCACUGCUACAAGACACUUAAUCCAUGACUACAAGACACACUUAAUCCACUGCUACAAGACACUUAAUCCACUGCUACAAGACACUUAAUCCACUGCUACAAGACACACUUAAUCCACUGCUACAAGACACACUUAAUCCACAGCUACAAGACAUACUUAGUCCACUGCUACAAUACACACUUAGUCCAAAGCUACAAGACACACUUAGUCCACUACUGAAUGACUCACUUAAUCCACUGCUACAAUACACACUUAGUCCACAGUUACAAGACACACUUAGUCCACAGCUACAAGACACACUUAGUCCACAGCUACAAGACACACUUAGUCCACAGCUAUAAGACACACUUAGUCCACAGCUACAAGACACACUUAGUCUAAUUUGAAGUGACUGAUGCAUCUAAAGUCUAAGUACAGUUUAUAGGUCAGUGUGUGAAAUAAAAAAUGAAGUAUGAAAAAUUGCAUAAAAAGUGACUUUUGAAAUCACUGCUGUAAUUAUAUCUUCAGGUCCACUUAUAUUGUGUAUUAAUUGUGCUCUCUCUCUGUACUGUAAGCUUGUGCCAUUCCUUGUUAUUUUUCCUAGUGCUAUUGUGAAUGGUUAGUGCCUUUUGUCAACAAAAACCCUUGUCGGCCAGAUUUUUCUCCCUCUGAAUGCUGCAAUCAUCUUUUCAUCUUUUUUUUUCCAAUAUAUUAUUUAUAAACUUUUGGAAGUCUUGUAUUUAACUUCCUUUUUUUAUUCAUGUUAUGACAUAAACAAUGAAUUUUACAGAAUGUAGGUAAAUUGUAUUUAGUAAAACAUAUUGUAAUUUUUCAUUUUAUUUAUAGUUUUUUAUUUAGCACUUGAAAACAAUUUUUUUUUAAAUAUGCAGGCAUUGUACUUAAAGUCAAGCCCCUUAUCUUCCAUUGUUAACUUUAUUCUAAUUGCCAGUAGCUAUAAAACUUAUUUCUUGUUAUUUGGAUAUUCUUCCAGAUAGAAAUAAUUUUGAAUUAUUGGUAUUAGAACUUCCACUUCAAAUGUGGCCUACUAUUGCCUCUGAACUUCGUAUAUCUCAAACAACCACACAAAAAAAAAAAAACCCUCAUUGUUCAAUAAUAAUCCUGUCCCUGAUUGUUAAUCAAUACUUUAAUUUACUGGGGUUUUUUAAACUCUAAAAUUAGCAUUUUUUAAUAAACGCUGAAGCAGUUAGAAUAUAUUUUUUAAAAUUAUUAUUUUUAGGCAGUGAAAACGAGGGUUACUGACAGUAUAUUAUUUCUUACCAGACGUCCGUUUGCAAUAAAUGUGUCUUUAAAUAUAUUAGGCUUUUACAUUUUUUUUUAUUUUGGGCAGAUCUCUGCGUGUUCAGAACACACAACUUUAUGGACAACUUUUUUUUUUUCAUUUUAGAGCAUGAAAAUAAAAUUGUUGUGAAGUAGGCUCUUGUAAUGUUUCAGUGACCUCUAGUCAGGGCCGGCCCUAACAAUUGCGGGGCCCACUGCGGCCGCAUAGGUUGCAGUGGCCCAAGGCCGGCCCUGUCUCUAUUAGUAAAUGCAAAUGUCUUUUUUCUUUCAUUAAAAAAAAAAAAAAAAAAAAAANA
Messenger RNA from Lymnaea stagnalis (great pond snail), 6149 nucleotides. The record is from the annotation of a GenBank genome assembly. NCBI's taxonomy places the organism in Eukaryota, Metazoa, Mollusca, Gastropoda, Lymnaeidae.